UCUAUUUGGAUGAACAAGGCUCUACCAUUCACUGAAGAUAACCUUACUAAAGAUAGUUCCAAGGCGUAUAAUAUAUCAGCGGAGAGGAAAAAAAAAGAAAAAGAAAAGGAAAAGAAAUGGCUUCUCAUCUGCAUCUUUCAACACUUCAAUCACCCUCUCACAUUACCAAAACUUCACCAUGGAUCAUAACUCAAACAAAGCCAACCAUCAUUCACUCUAUCUGCAACAAACCGACAUAUAUCCUCCAAGCACAAGGUCGAGGAUUCGGAGUGACUACAAUCCCCAGUAACAAGAAAAAAUCAAGCAAUGACGACAACAACGAAGGUGAUGACGAAGAGGAUGCAAUACCUGCAGUGGUAUUCAAUAGAAUGCUUAUAAGAAUCCUGUCAUUUGUCGGAGUUCCAAUGGCUUCAGGCGUUGCACUUCUCUACGUGCUGAGCUCGCUGAAGGAGAAAGGCAUAUGGGAGUCACCGGGAUGGCUGCCAUUCUUGACAAUUCUCCUUGCUUUUGGCACUUCAGCUCUUGGGAUUGCAUAUGGGUCAUUGUCCACAAGUUGGGAUCCUGAUAACGAGGGGUCUUUGCUUGGAUGGGAACAAGCUCAGAAGAACUGGCCUGAGCUAUGGAAAGAGGAAGAAGGUCACGAGCCAGGAGCACGGAGUGCCGCAGGUUGAUAGCGAUGCACUUUAGUGUCAGCUGUCUACUUUAGACAUAUUUCUCUUUUGGAGCUCCACUGUAGACUUUUUGGUUUAGACAUUUGAGAGUUUAUUCUAGAAGUUGUAAAGGCUGUGUGCCUUAUUUCCUUUACUCAGACUUAUUGUAUUUGAGACUUGUUAAGAACUCCAGUUUAUUCAUUUCAGUCUUCGACUAUGUACUUCAGUUCAUUUCGUUGAUGAGAUGUGUUAGGUUCUAUCAUUUC
This is a messenger RNA of Asparagus officinalis (garden asparagus), 916 nucleotides long. RefSeq lists its product as uncharacterized. The coding region runs from base 117 to 671 and encodes 184 amino acids. NCBI's taxonomy places the organism in Eukaryota, Viridiplantae, Streptophyta, Magnoliopsida, Asparagales, Asparagaceae. The record is from RefSeq and is a predicted model, not a curated record. The transcript has 2 exons.